UAAAGGAUAUAGCUGAGAAGAGAGCUGAAAUUCAGCAAAAUGUUCAAUUUUAAUCCCGUAAAAGACAAUUUUAUAGCAUGUGGAAAAUCUGGUAAGCUUGAGUAUUCAGCUUACCGUGGACGAAUUGGAUGUGGUAGCAGUGGGACUUUAGUGUAUGAAGGCAGAUUUGAAAGUCAUCCUGUGGCUGUAAAGAUGAUUCCUAAAGAAAACUUUAAAGGCAUUACUGAAAAUUGAUUGGAUUGGGAGAGGAGAUGAUUAAUGAGGCUAAAAUUCUAAGGGAGUAUGAACAUAACAAUGUCAUACGGUACUAUCUUCUUGAUCAUGAUGAUCGCCUAAUAUAUUUGGCUCUUGAACUGUGUAAGGGAAAUCUAGCAGAAUGCAUUGAACUUGGCAAACCCGAAAAAUUACUCUCGGGAGAAGGGCGACAUAUCAUGAAGAAGCACUUGCUGAAUGGAAUUCUUGAUGGCUUACACUAUUUACAUGGGGCUGGUAUCAUUCACGGUGAUAUGAAGCCUCAGAACAUCCUCCUUCAAGUCAAUAAAAGUAAUCAAGGCAGUGGUAUUGACAAAAUUAAGUAUAAUGCUGUUAUUUCGGAUUUCGGACUGAGUCUUAUAAUUGAUCCUGGGAGAGCAAGCAAAACUGCCAUAGACGAUCUGAUCGGAACUGAUGGAUGGAGACCUAAAGAGGUUGUUGAAAAACUCGAAGAGUUUUCCAAGAAAAAUAUUAGUGGAAGUAGACCAUACAUGAGCCUUGAAGGAAACAUGGACAAUUUGUCUCUUGAUAAAGAUAAAAUCAAGGGGACAAAACAUGUUGAUAUCUUUGCGUUCGGAUGUAUUAUACAAUAUGUGAUGAGCGAAAAGAAAGAAUCAGAAGGUCCGGUUUGGUAUAUGCAUCCAUUUGGUGACGAUAAAUCUCGAACAAUGCACAUUAAAAGGGGAGUGCGAAGUGCCUACUUAUCCAAAAAUCCAUCUAAAAAUACCGAAUUAGAUGAAAUUUUGGCUGAUAUGCUGAUAAGUCUUUGCGUUGACAAAGAUCCUCAAUGUCGCCCUGCUACAAAAGAAAUAAUCAAACACCCUUUCUUUUGGGAGCCGUCUAAAAGAUAUCGGUUCAUUGAAAAAGUUGCAAAUGAAGUAAAGUCUCUUCCUGUCAAAGGAGAGUUACACGCUAUGCUGAAUGAGAAAUGGAAAAAAUUUCAUCCGACACCUUACGGAGAAAAGAUUAUGAGUGCUGUUAAGUAUAUUGCUAAGUACAGGAAACAGAAGGUCGAUCCUAACAAACAUUUUUUACUCGAUGCUCUUCUUAAUAACAUAAGGAACAUCAAGCAGCACUAUCCUGAUAUAAAGAAAGAUUACGGAGAUAUGGAUAUAUUAGCUGAUCUAGGUGAUGGCAAUGAAGACGAUUUUCAUCGUUAUUUCCUCCAACGUAUUGCACAAAUUCUACCGGUUGUGUAUACGUGCUAUUACAAGAGUCAACGAAAUGAGAGGGGGGCUUACGAAGAAUAUUUUAACGAUAAAGAGGAGGCAUCCCUUAUUGACAGUCGCGAAAAAAUCUACUGGUUUACACUCGGCAAAAUAUGUUAUACCCUGGACCAUGAUAAUUCAGGCAAAGAUACCCGGAAAAGAGUACGAAGCAGAUCACAUAGUAGUGAAUGGAGAAUGGAGUGAAUGGAGAAUAUAGCAAAAAGCUGAGCAUAAUAAACCCUGUUUUGUCCCAUCAGUUUAACCUUCCCUAAUUAAGUUUCCUUUAAAACAAUAUGAUCUAUUAGAUUAACUCAGAUUAUCAAGACUUGUGUGUUAGGAUGGAUGUAUCUUGGUAUUUAAAGUUCGUACAUAGUUAGAUAAAUUCUUUAAAAAUAUACAUAUCUAUUAAUUAUCACAGUUCAAUAUGAUUGUGAACACUAAACGGAUGCAUGAUGAAUAGUUGUUUACCUUAUUGACCAAAUAUAAUUUAUCUUCAAACGAUUGUCACCAGACUUAAAUUGAGCUUGGCAAGAUCAUGAUGUUUCCAGAUUAUGUGCAUUAUAUUAUCAUAUUUUGGCAUUAUGUUAUUAUAUUUUAGUGAAUUUUAAUAAAUUUGUUUGUUCUGUAAA
This is a messenger RNA of Bolinopsis microptera, 2089 nucleotides long. RefSeq lists its product as uncharacterized. Gene Ontology annotation, molecular function: ATP binding; protein serine/threonine kinase activity; RNA endonuclease activity. Gene Ontology annotation, biological process: IRE1-mediated unfolded protein response; intrinsic apoptotic signaling pathway in response to endoplasmic reticulum stress; protein phosphorylation. The record is from RefSeq and is a predicted model, not a curated record. The coding region runs from base 252 to 1664 and encodes 470 amino acids. Lineage: Eukaryota; Metazoa; Ctenophora; Tentaculata; Lobata; Bolinopsidae. The transcript has a single exon. Gene Ontology annotation, cellular component: IRE1-TRAF2-ASK1 complex.